Messenger RNA from Boleophthalmus pectinirostris (great blue-spotted mudskipper), 4757 nucleotides. RefSeq names its product zinc finger, BED-type containing 4 (gene zbed4). Gene Ontology annotation, molecular function: DNA binding; protein dimerization activity. The transcript is spliced from 2 exons. The record is from RefSeq and is a predicted model, not a curated record. Bases 326 to 3994 code for a protein of 1222 amino acids. NCBI's taxonomy places the organism in Eukaryota, Metazoa, Chordata, Actinopteri, Gobiiformes, Gobiidae.
UCCGUCCGCCGCUGGGUGGCGCUGCACCGCUGCGACCGAGCGUGGACUGAGCAGAGCAGGAGACAAAAGCAACAAAGUGAGCCCCUCCGGAUCAAUCAAAUGUGUCAGAUUUAACUGUUUAGGAGCCGAAACCAAGCGCUGAUAUUGCCGCACAGCACCAUCUCCUUGAAUGGAGUGGGACAGGCAGACCUCCUGUGCCCCACGCAGCCUCAUCCAAACUACAUCACCUGCGUAAUGCUGCUGUACCCAUGACGACACCCGCUGAAACGCCCUUCAUCUGACAACACUGGCCUCAUUACUCACCACAAACGUUUGGGCUGCUACAAUGGAUGGAGAGGAGGAGCUCUCUCACAUGAGCGAUGACUUGGACAGUGACUUUAACAGCAUCAUAGAAAGAAAAAAAAGGGAAGCAAAAGGGAGAUGCUUAAGAAUUGAGGGAGAAGAUGGCUAUGUGUUCCAAUCCUACAGCUUGCACUCACAUAGGAGCUCAGCCACAAAGACGGCUCUCUCUAAUCAAACUACUACACUGGAUACUGCAAAGUCUCUUAAUUUAUCUCAGGUGAAUAAAGCUAAAGUAUCAGAUUCUCAAGAUGGUGACACUGAUAACAUGGAGUGUGAAAACUAUGAAAACAGAAAUGAAGAAACUCUACAUAACAAAGACAAUUGUGAUGUUCUAAAUGGCAUAGAGGACAUUCCUGAUGAUGAAAGUUUAGCCUUCGGCAGCUCAGUUGGCCCAUUUGUAACUAAAGACUGUGAUGAUUAUUCUAGUUUACUAAGUGGAUACUCAAGUACACUUUAUGAUGUUGCAAUGGACGCUGUAACACAGAGUCUUUUAUCAUCUGUAAGAAGUCAGUCAAAUGCAAGGAAAAAGUCCCCUGCCUGGAAUCACUUUUGCAUAUCUCCACGAGACAGUACCAAAGCAAUCUGUUUAUACUGCAUGAAAGAGUUUAGCCGAGGUAAAAAUGAGAAAGACCUAAGUACAAGUUGUUUGAUGAGGCAUGUACGAAGGGCUCACCCCACUGUGCUUCUACAAUAUGGCACAGAUGCUGCCUCGGCCAGUUUCACUAACUCUCUCGCCUCACCUUUAAUACCUCUCUCUCCAAACUCACCAAAAAAUGAAGACUUGACAAAUGAUGUCAUUCCUCCCGCCUCAAAGAUCACUUCACUGUCCACCUCUGAAGGAGAAAAUUCAGACCUGUCAUCCAAAGAAGUGUUACCCAAAGUCGAACCAAAACUAGAACCAUUUGACAAUGGUGACUCUUUUAGCUCUCUACUCUUAUCAUCACAUUCCAAUGACAUUAGUGAAGAGCUGUCGGACGGAGGACAAGAACGUCAUCCUGGGACCACCAAAAGUGCAAGCACGCGUCGCAGGUCUGCUGUAUGGAAACACUUCUAUCUGUCACCUACAGACAGUUCCAAAGCAGUGUGUAUUCACUGCAUGAAUGAAUUCAGUAGGGGUAAAAAUGGUAAAGAUCUCGGAACAAGUUGUCUCAUACGGCACAUGUGGAGGGCCCAUAAAGAGGUAGUAAUUGAGGAAAAUGGACAGGGCAAUCACAUUCCCCCACCAUAUACCGCCCCACCUUCCCUUUUGUCUCGAACUCAGCUGCAAGAUGCACUGGACAUUAUAAAAUCUCCCCAGCUUCCCUCCUCACCAGAAAUAUCUGACUAUAUACCCCAAAGUCUCAGUAUCAAAGAUGAGUAUGAAGAAGUCCUGCUCCUACCCUCAGAGCAAGAGUCAUCUCUCAAUCUGUCUUUAGCUGCUCAAGAAUACAGCACGUCCCUUGACUCGUCACCCUGCAAUUUGUCAGAGGGGCCAAGCACCACUCAGGACCAUUUAAUAUUUCAGCAAAACAAAAAGAUAAUGAAAAGGGUGAAGUCUGAAGUGUGGCAUCAUUUUAUAGUGUCACCAGUUGAUCAGUUAAAAGCACUGUGCCGAUAUUGUCCGUGUGUCAUCAGUCGGGGAAAGCGGGGUGACUUUGGUACAAGCUGUUUAAUGAGACAUCUUAUGAGACGCCAUCCAGAUGUCCUCAAAAACACAAAAGUUGAGGACAAAGAAACCUCCCUGCUCCCCUUUACCAGCCUCAUUCCAACAGAUGAACUUACUUCACAAGAAGUGGAAAGUCCUCCUGGAAAAGAGAAAAAGUCACCGUCAAGUAAGAAGACAUCCAAACUGUGGAAUCAUUUUUCUAUUUCUUCCACUGACCCCACAAAAGUAGUUUGUUUGCACUGUAACCGCACAAUGAGCAGAGGCAAGAAAACAACAAACCUCGGCACAAGCUGUCUGUUCAGGCACAUGCAGAGGUUUCAUGGACAUGUUCUUGAAAAUAAAAAGACUUCUAUCUCAGGUGAUGUGCCCUCUGCUGAAAUAGAUGUAAAACAAGAGCUAACGUAUGAACAGAACAAUGACAUGUAUGAUGAACAUCACCCGGUUGCCAAAAAAAUUACCAAACUAUUAGCAGAAAUGCUUGCACUGGAUCUGCAGCCCUCAGCUAUUAUGGAGAAUGCUGGAUUGAACAGACUACUAGAGUACCUUCAGCCUCAGUAUUCUCUGCCACCCUCCUCUUACUUUACCAGCACUGCCAUACCUGACAUGUAUGAGAGGGUCAAGGAUGUAGUGCUCACUCACCUGAAAGAAGCUGAGGGUGGCGUUGUGCACUUCACCACCAGUAUUUGGGUCAGUAGUCAGACAAGGGAAUACCUGACCCUCAACGCCUACUGGGCCUCAUACGAGUCCAGGGUUAAGCCUCAGGGUCAGGACUUUCACUGCUCUGCUCUCCUCAGUGUCUCCCAAAUAGACUGUGAUACUGACAUGCAGGACAUCCCAAAGCAGCUGGAGUAUCUGUGGGACACUUGGAUCACCUCAUCAGGGCUGAAGAGAGGGUUUAUUGUAACUGACAACAACACCAUUAGAAACACAUUGGAGGACCAUGGCCAUGCCACCAUGCAGUGUUUUGGACAUACUGUUGACCUCAUUGUUAAUGAAGCCAUAAAGAGUCAGAGAAUGGUUCAAAACCUCCUGAGUAUAGCCCGAAAGAUAUGUGAACGUGUGCACCGCUCAGCAAAGGCUAAGGAAAAACUGACUGAACUGCAAAGGGUGCAUGAGCUGCCCGAAAACCAGCUGAUCCAAGAUGUCCCCUCAAAAUGGAGGACGUCAUUAUUUAUGCUGGAGCGGAUGGUGGAGCAGAGGAACGCCAUUGAUGAACUGUCCAUUGAGUGCAAUUUCAGGGAAAUAAUCAGCUGUGAUCAGUGGGAGGUGAUGCUGUCAGUCUGCAAUGCACUGAAACCUUUCGAAGUGGCCUGCAGGGAGAUGGUCACUCGCACUGCCACUCUGGGACAAGUCAUACCACUCAUACACAUCCUCAAUAGAAAAAUAGAUCUACUAUUUGAUGAGACUGUAGGUAUUGACAAUAUGCUGAAAUCUCUCAAAGAGGCAAUGGUCAGUAGAAUGUCCUCAAUGCUGCAUGACCCCCGCUACACCUGGGCCACAAUGUUAGACCCACGAUACAAAAUUUCCCUUUUCACAGAGGAAGAGGCAGAGUGUUGUAAACAAGACUUGAUUCGUGAGCUGGACUCGGACUGCACUACCUCAGAUGAAGUAAAUUCCCAUUUGGCCAAUGGCUGCGACGAGUCUUACAAAGCAUCCAACUCAAAAAAAGACAACCUAUGGACUCUUAUGAACGACGUUAGACAAAACAAAUAUGAGGAGAAACCAAAGUCUUCAGAGUUGGCAGUGCUGGAGUACCUUGAGGAAGACAUACUUGAUCAAAACUGUGAUCCACUUGAUUAUUGGAACCUUAAAAAGUUCUUGUGGCCCAAUCUAGCCAAAGUAGCCGCCCGUUAUGUUGGCUGUCCCCCCAGCAUUAUCCCAGCAGAAACAUUGUUCAGCACAGCGAGCGUCAACUGUGCCCUCAAUCAACCUAGACCUCUACUGGAAAACAUGGAAGGUCUACUCUUCCUCAAGGUUAACCUGCCGAUGAUUUAUUUUCAAUACUGAUCCUAUUAUAGCAUUAGCAUCCCUUUAAAAACCAGGACCAAGCCACGUAGCUGUGAAGUUAAGGUAUUUUUAAUUGUACAAUAUCAAUUUAUACACUGAUUUUUCAAUGCAAAAGACUUGGAGGGUUAAUUGUAUUGUACUACUGUUAAACACUUUGAAAAGUGUAUCAGGGAGGGAGGGGGUUUCUAGCUGUAGGGGUUUGUUAUGUGUUGCUUGUAAACAAUUUUCUUUGUCUCGUGUCUUCUCUCUUUUUGUGCCUUACCAAAAAACUACUUCAGGUCAAAAUGCUGUACAGUUUUUUCUUUUUGAUUUUUGAUCAGAUCACAUCAGGAUGUUAUUUGAUCAAUUUGAAUUAUGAUCACUGAUGUUUUUUGUUUUGUUUUUUUAAAUGAACUUUGGCCCAAAAAUAAAUGCUGUGACUGAAAUAUGUGUUUAGUUAAUAUUAUUUAAUUUCAUUGUGAAUUGUGGCUCACGGUACUGUCAUUUAGAAAUAGAAUUUUCUAUUUUACUUAAACUUGCUGAAAUGUUAUUGCUGUAUUUUGAGAGUAAACCAUUUGUCUUGAUUAUACAAGUUGUCCAUUAAGCACAAUUUAGGUUUAUGUCUGGGAUUAAAUUAUGGAUUUAAUAUUGAGUAAACAAUGUACUGUACAUUUUUAUAAUAAAUAACUUCAGAACCUAAUUUGAUAAAUGUUUUAGCAUUGAGACUGGAACCAUGCAAAUUUUGCAACUGUUUCUAAAUAAAGGUUUUCCUUAUGCACAGAAA